AUGUGGACCCGCAGACCCCUGCCACCUGCCCCAGCCCCCGUGCUGUCACUGGGGGCCUGCCCCAUGCCAAGGGGCACAGAGCCCGGGCUGACCGGGGACCCCGGGGUGAAGGCCACGACCGCCUCCCGGUGUCCACUGUCCAGUCCCAGCAGCCCGGUCCCCACUGCCCGGAACCCAGUGUCCACUGUCCAGUCCCAGCAGCCCGGUCCCCACUGCCCGGAACCCGGUGCCCGCUGCCCGGAACCCGGUGCCCACUACCGGUGCCCGCUGCCCGGAACCCGGUGCCCACUGCCCGGAACCCGGUGCCCGCUGCCUGGAGCCCAGAGCCCGCUUACUGCUGCCCGGAACCCGGUGCCCACUGCCCGGAGCCAGCUGCCCACUGCCUGGAACCUGGUGCCCACUGCCUGGAGCCAGCUGCCCACUGCCCGGAACCCGGUGCCCACUGCCCGGAACCCGGUGCCCACUGCCCGGAACCCGGUGCCCGCUGCCUGGAGCCCAGAGCCCGCUUACUGCUGCCCGGAACCCGGUGCCCACUGCCCGGAGCCAGCUGCCCACUGCCUGGAACCUGGUGCCCACUGCCUGGAGCCAGCUGCCCACUGCCCGGAACCCGCCCAGAGCCCGCUUACUGCUGCCCGGAACCCGGUGCCCACUGCCCGGAGCCAGCUGCCCACUGCCUGGAACCUGGUGCCCACUGCCUGGAGCCAGCUGCCCACUGCCCGGAACCCGGUGCCCACUGCCCGGAACCCGGUGCCCACUGCCCGGAACCCGGUGCCCGCUGCCUGGAGCCCAGAGCCCGCUUACUGCUGCCCGGAACCCGGUGCCCACUGCCCGGAGCCAGCUGCCCACUGCCUGGAACCUGCCCAGAGCCCGCUUACUGCUGCCCGGAACCCGGUGCCCACUGCCCGGAGCCAGCUGCCCACUGCCUGGAACCUGGUGCCCACUGCCUGGAGCCAGCUGCCCACUGCCCGGAACCCGGUGCCCACUGCCCGGAACCCGAGCCCGCUUACUGCUGCCCGGAACCCGGUGCCCACUGCCCGGAGCCAGCUGCCCACUGCCUGGAACCUGGUGCCCACUGCCUGGAGCCAGCUGCCCACUGCCCGGAACCCGGUGCCCACUGCCCGGAACCCGGUGCCCGCUGCCCGGAACCCGGUGCCCGCUGCCCGGAACCCGGUGCCCACUGCCUGGAACCCGGUGCCCGCUGCCCGGAACCCGGUGCCCGCUGCCUGGAGCCCAGUGCCCGCUUACUGCUGCCCGGAACCCGAUGCUUGGAACCCGAUGCCCACUUUCCAGUCCCCGCAGCCCACUGCCCGGCCCCGCUGCCCACUGCCCGGAACCCGCUGCCCGCUGCCCUCGGCCCCUGACCACUGCCCAGAAGCCAACCACGCCGCCGCCGCCGCCGGCCGCACGGAUAGGCGUCCUGUAGGAGGCCGCGCAGCCAGGCGGCGGGGCUCGGAAGCGCCGGGUCCCCGCCGGCGUCGCCGCUCCCUCCGCCUCUCGGACGCCGCCCCCGGCCCGGCGCCCCCCGCCCAGCUCGGUCGGAUCCUGAGCCGCGGAGCCGCCACCGCGGAGCGCCGCCCGCCGCCGCCGCCGCCAGGGGGCGCAGAGCGCGCACCCGCUCCCAGCGCGCCUGCGCGGGCCGCCGUGCCACGUGACCGGCGCCGCCCGCCGUGGGAGCGCUGCUGCGCGUGCGCGGAGGUGAGGGGGCUCGCGCUGGCGAGGGUCGCCGGGGAGGUCGGCGACGUCCUGGUCGUUAGAGUUAAGCGACCUGGAGCGGGAGCCGGGCGGGCGUGGCGGAGGGCGCCCGCGGGCGGCGGGGGCACGGAGGCCGCGGCCCAGAAGCGGUGGGUCCUCCCGUCCGGCCCGGACUCCGCACUGACCUCCUGGCCGCUCGCUCUGACGCGAAGCGCAGAGGUGGACCCGGAGCUGCCCGGCCCCGGCCCUGACCCCGACCCUCUGUCGGCCCCUGACCCCUCUGCCCGGCCCCGACCCCUGCUCCCUCUGCCCGACCCCGGCCCCCGGCCCCUGCCGGCCCCCUGCCGGCCCCGACCCUCUGCCAGGCCCAGCCCCUGCCUGGCCCGGCCCCCGACCCUCUGCCGGGCCCCGGCCCCGGCCCUUGACCCCUCUGCCCAGCCCCGUCGCUUGACCCCGGCCCCUGACCCUCUGCCCGACCCUCUGUCGGCCCCUGACCCCUCUGCCCGGCCCCGGCGUUUGACCCCGACCCCGACCCUCUGCCCAUCCCCGACCCCUGCCGGCCCCGACCCUCUGCCGGCCCCUGCCCUUGACCCCUCUGCCCGGCCCAGCCCCUGCCCGGCCCGUCCCCCGACCCUCUGCCCGGCCCCGUCGCUUGACCCCGGCCCCUGA
Molecule: messenger RNA, 2361 nt
Organism: Lepus europaeus (European hare)
Lineage: Eukaryota; Metazoa; Chordata; Mammalia; Lagomorpha; Leporidae
Product: nascent polypeptide-associated complex subunit alpha, muscle-specific form-like
Exons: 8
Coding region: 1-2361 (786 amino acids)
Source: RefSeq, a predicted model, not a curated record